AUGGGACGAGCGAAACUGAACAUGGAACUGAUAAGCAAAGAGAAGUCGAGAAACAUAACAUUCAAGAAAAGGAAAGAGGGAUUGAUCAGGAAAAUGCAUGAGUUCACUACAUUGUGCGAUGUGAGUGCAUGCAUGAUCAUCUAUGGUCCCAAGCAAGACAAGGGUGGAUCAAACGACCCGGAAAUCUGGCCUCAAGACCUCGACGAGGUACGUCGGAUCAUCGACAUUUACAAGUCCAAGAACAGGGAUUCCGGCAACAAGACAUUCGGCCUGUCGGACUUCUUCCAUGAUCGUAAGAGGAAGAUCGAGGACGAGCUUGCGAAACUACGCAAGAAAAACAUGGAGGCCAAGUACCCGACUUGGCUCGAGUUCAUGAACUCCAGGACAGAACCCCACUUGCGCCAGUUUGCUGCCGCAUUGAGGAAUAAAGCGGAGUACUUGAAAUCUAGGAUUGAAUUCUUGAAGAGAUCGAGCAAGGAAGGGUUUUCAGACAUGAAUAUGAAUAUGAACAACAUGAAUAACGGCAACAUGUUGGAUUUUGCUCAUUCGAGGUUGAGCCAAUCACACAGCUUUUACACUCCGGGUGUGCGAGGGAUAGAAUUGGAAGUGAUAAAUCAGCAGGCCAUUCACUACCCCACGAUCGAUCACCUCCAAGAAUUGCAUUCCCUCAACCAGAACUCCAUGAUGAUGCUUCUGAUGAACGACAAUGAUCACUGCGUGCAGUUGGGUGGCGCAUCCACCACCGGGAACAUCCAGUGCGCCACCUCGUUUAAGCGCCAGGCCGUUUUCUAUGAGUCCACGGCCGGACGGGGCGUGGUUGACCCCAUGAUUUGCCACAGCCCGAGGCCGCUGGCAAGGUACUACGCCCCAACAAUACUACCGCCUGUUCUGCCCGCGGUUCAGGUUCCGCCCACGACGUACAUGCAGUGUCCAGCAGUGCCGGGGGUGGCACUGCCGCAGCUGGAGUUGUCGGCAAGGGAGAACAAUGAUGGUGGUGGACAAGAGGAGUUUGUGCAGUAUCAGAUGAAGAACAAUUGGACAAGGUACUAUGACUAGGAAGGACAGAGCUAUGAUGUUAGAAUUGGGAGAUGUGUAGGUUAGUGAA
This is a messenger RNA of Sesamum indicum (sesame), 1105 nucleotides long. RefSeq names its product agamous-like MADS-box protein AGL14. The record is from RefSeq and is a predicted model, not a curated record. Lineage: Eukaryota; Viridiplantae; Streptophyta; Magnoliopsida; Lamiales; Pedaliaceae. Gene Ontology annotation, biological process: positive regulation of transcription by RNA polymerase II. Gene Ontology annotation, molecular function: DNA-binding transcription factor activity, RNA polymerase II-specific; protein dimerization activity; RNA polymerase II cis-regulatory region sequence-specific DNA binding.